Molecule: messenger RNA, 1582 nt
Organism: Danio rerio (zebrafish)
Lineage: Eukaryota; Metazoa; Chordata; Actinopteri; Cypriniformes; Danionidae
Gene: ctsk
Product: cathepsin K
Biological process (GO): proteolysis
Molecular function (GO): cysteine-type peptidase activity; cysteine-type endopeptidase activity
Source: RefSeq, marked provisional
AUAAAAAGAGGCCAUCGACCGUUUCAAUCCCGCAGCCUUCUGUUGUUCUGAACUUUUGGAAAUCGCUCAGGUCAGAAUGGGUAGAUUUGGCGGAUUCCCUCUGCUGGUGGUGCUGUGGUGUGGACUGGCUCACUCUCUGGACAAUCUCUCUCUGGAUGAGGCUUGGGAGAGCUGGAAAAUCACUCACAAGAGGGAGUACAAUGGCCUGAAUGAGGAGUCUAUUCGACGGACGAUUUGGGAGAAGAACAUGCUGUUUAUUGAGGCCCAUAAUAAAGAGUAUGAACUUGGGAUUCAUACCUAUGAUCUGGGCAUGAACCAUUUUGGUGACAUGACACUAGAAGAAGUGGCAGAGAAAGUGAUGGGUCUUCAGAUGCCCAUGUACCGCGAUCCAGCAAACACAUUUGUGCCUGAUGACAGAGUGGGAAAGUUGCCCAAAUCAAUUGACUACCGUAAACUGGGAUACGUCACUUCGGUGAAGAACCAAGGAUCAUGCGGCUCCUGCUGGGCGUUCAGCUCUGUUGGUGCCCUUGAAGGCCAGCUGAUGAAGACCAAAGGUCAGCUGGUGGACCUCAGUCCUCAGAACCUGGUGGACUGUGUGACAGAAAAUGACGGCUGUGGUGGAGGAUAUAUGACAAACGCCUUCAGAUACGUCAGCAACAACCAAGGCAUUGAUUCAGAGGAGAGCUACCCCUACGUUGGAACGGAUCAGCAGUGUGCCUACAACACUUCAGGAGUAGCAGCCAGCUGUAGAGGCUAUAAAGAGAUUCCUCAGGGUAACGAGAGGGCACUGACCGCCGCCGUGGCCAAUGUGGGACCCGUGUCAGUUGGCAUAGAUGCCAUGCAGUCCACCUUCCUGUACUACAAAAGCGGUGUAUACUAUGACCCAAACUGCAACAAGGAAGAUGUCAACCACGCAGUGCUGGCUGUGGGCUACGGAGCCACACCGAGAGGCAAGAAGUACUGGAUUGUGAAGAACAGCUGGGGUGAAGAGUGGGGAAAGAAGGGCUAUGUCCUGAUGGCUCGUAACCGAAACAAUGCUUGCGGUAUUGCAAACCUGGCCAGUUUUCCCGUCAUGUGAGAGCUGGAAGAACUAGAUCAAACUUGUCUGCUGCUGACCAGUACCAAAAAAGGGACUCAAUCACUAUCACUGCAACAUGAAACCAUGCUUGGGGAAAUGCUUUCAAAAAGAGGCAUUUGAUUUUAAUAACACAAGGUUGUGGUCCUAUUUUGUCUUAGAUGUCUUGUUCUUUAUCCAGCAGUAAGAAUUGUUUUGUGCAAUAUUUGAGAUUUAGAAGGGAAGUUUUGAUAUUGAGUAUGCAGUCAGUUUAUAUUUGAUUCUUUCUUUCCUUUUUUUAUUCCCCUGGAGGGAUCGGAUCUCUGAAACACGUGUUUUAUGAUGUUUUGAUUAAAGAAAUUACUUUUUUGACCAUUAAUUCUGAGUGCAUCACAUUUGAGUACAUCAAAUAUGUCUGAUGUAAGUUUUUAAAUUACACUAACAGACUGAUAGCGAGACAGUUUCACAUCUCUGUACAGAAACAUUGUUGAAAUAAAAUCUAAACAAUAAAACUUGAGUGCCAAACCA